AUGUACAAGGUGACACCCGAUGUUGUGUUCGUAUUCGGCUUCAAGACGAACUUUGGUGGUGGCAAGUCCACUGGCUUUGCUCUCAUCUACGAUACCCUGGACCUGGCUAAGAAGUUCGAGCCUAAGCACAGACUGGCCCGACACGGCCUUUACGAAAAGAAGCGGCCCACACGCAAGCAGCGUAAGGAACGCAAGAACAGGAUGAAGAAGGUGCGUGGUACCAUGAAAUCCAAGAAUUUAGAACUCUUUAGAGAGGUACAAAUAAAUAUUGUAAGCACUUUUGAACGUCAAAACAAGAACACUUCGAGAUCGAAUCACAGCUACCUCAAUAUUGUAGUGCGUGUAUUAAAUGAGAUCGCCAACACGAUCAACCUUGAUCUUGACACCGUAGUUCAAACACAUUACAAUAAUAGUGCCGGUGUGUGGGUACAGCUCAAUGGCAUCCGUUGUGCCAUGUGGCUGCGAUCCUCGGCCUGUCGGUAUCUCGGCGCCACCGCGCCCAUGAGCCGUGGCAUACCAGUGAUCCACGGCCAUCCAGGACCGUCCAAGGCCAUUCAAGACCUCCACUCCAAACAACUAUUAUUAAAUAUCUCUCUAUGA
Molecule: messenger RNA, 600 nt
Organism: Spodoptera exigua (beet armyworm)
Lineage: Eukaryota; Metazoa; Arthropoda; Insecta; Lepidoptera; Noctuidae
Source: the annotation of a GenBank genome assembly